AUGGAUCGUUCAAAGUUCGGCCUCGAUUUGACGAUGCUUCAAGAUUUACCGCCAAGAGUGCCAAUGACCGAUGAAGAGGUGGAAGAGAAAUAUGAUUCAAUACGACAGAGAUCCGGAAUACUCACAAUAAUGGGUGUUGUGCACAAGGCACAGCUCAGUGAUAUCGUUGAAAUUGCGGAACUUGGGCGUGGCUCAUUUGGUGUGGUUCGCAAAGCACAGUUCAAAAAAACAAAAACGCUUAUGGCUGUCAAA
This is a messenger RNA of Gongylonema pulchrum, 252 nucleotides long. The record is from the annotation of a GenBank genome assembly. Lineage: Eukaryota; Metazoa; Nematoda; Chromadorea; Rhabditida; Gongylonematidae.